UUCAUCAGAAGUUUACAUCGAUGUUUCCUUCGUGUGAGAAAAAGACCAGCUAAAGAAACGAGUACGAUGGCUAUAAAUUCGAAAUAAGAAUUUUCAAGUGUCUUUAGAAUGGACGAUGCUUUGAUUCAGGCCUCUCAAGUGGGUGAUAUAGAUGCCUUGUAUAAACUAAUUUGGGAGGAUGAUGAUAUUUUGAGGCGAAUUGAUGAGAAAAUGUUCAUAGAUACUCCCCUACACUUAGCAGCUUGUUCUGGGCAAACUCAUUUUGUAGUGGAGAUGAUUAACUUGAUGCCUUCCUUCACCAAAAAAUUAAACAAGUCUGGGUUUAGCCCCAUGCUCCUUGCCCUCAUAAAUGGACAUUUCAAGUUGGUUUCUCUAUUUGUUCAUGCUGAUCCUGGUCUUGUUCGUGUCAGAGGAAGAGGGGGUCUUACUCCUUUACAUUAUGCUAUCAAACCAUGAAAACAUCUAUCUCAUGGUUAAUUUCCUGGCAGCUUGCCCAGAGUCUAUUGGAGAUGUGACAGUUCGAGGUGAGACUGUUUUGCACAUUGCAGUUAAAACAAACAUGUUAGAGGCUCUUGAAGUUCUUGUCGGAUGGUUGCAGAGAAUCUGCCAUAAAGACGCCUUGGAUUGGGUAGCAUUCAUUCCAAAUUGGAAGGAUGAGCAAGGAAACACUGCAUUGGAUAUUGCAGUAUCCAAUAUGCAAAUUCAGGCCAUUCAGUUGUUAGCUGAAAUAAAUGCUAAGAAUAGUAAAGGUGAAGAUGCUUCACAGAUCCUGCAACGUCAAACCCAAUUGGAUAGAAGAGAAGUUCUUAAAAUGCUAAGGCGCCACACUCCACUUGUAACAGCUUCAUCAGUUGAAAGUAUUGAAUGGCUUCCUGGCUUCUUAAGAUCAAAGACACUGUUUCCCGAAAGAUUAGCGGUUUGUAUCAAACGCCAGAGAAUGAGAAUCCCAGGCGAUGUACUCAAUGCUUUGCUAGUGGUUGCCGGGCUGAUUAUAGCAGGUACCUGCCAAACUAUGUACAAUCCCCCUGGUAGUUUUCGUAGGGACAAUAAUCUCAGCACCAAUCUUACAAAUAGCAGUACUCAUGGAGGACCAUCGCGGAAUGUUGCAGCAGAUUCGGCCUACAAUUCUACGGUGGUGGUAUUGGUCAACAGUUCAAUCCUUUAUUUUGCAUCCACCAUAGUUAAUCUUCUCCUGCCAGAUACCGUGGUUACAGAAAUAGUGGCAGUACUACUAUUUGGCUUGUCAGUUUGCUAUUCGAUGUUUCUUGUUAUCAUGUGCCCAUAUCCUGCAGGAACCGUCUUAUUACUCGCAUUGUUUUUGAUAUAUUUUUCUUUUCGCUAUAUUAAUAUGUUAGGAAAUAGGCAAAUUCAGCGACUGACCUGCUUUUACAACGCAAAGAGGUGACCUAAAGAACUUAGAUCAGCUUUAAGUUGAGGCAAGUGGAAUAAGAUGGAAAUGAUGUCAAGGCCUCUACGUUUCGUACAGAGGAUGUUUUCUGAAACGUGGAAGCUAAACGUGGUCUGAUGCGGCUGCAGAGUUUGGACUUGUCUGGUACAGGCGAGAUGUACCCUUGAAACGUAUAUUAUGAAUUUUUAUUGUAGUGAAAAUCUGGUUGUAAUGGGAUGUUUAUGUAGUGGUCUUUCAAUUAUUGGUGUA
Molecule: messenger RNA, 1657 nt
Organism: Theobroma cacao (cacao)
Lineage: Eukaryota; Viridiplantae; Streptophyta; Magnoliopsida; Malvales; Malvaceae
Product: ankyrin repeat-containing protein BDA1-like
Molecular function (GO): protein binding
Source: RefSeq, a predicted model, not a curated record